Cynara cardunculus var. scolymus (artichoke) is the source of this 3697-nucleotide messenger RNA. Its product is annotated as probable protein phosphatase 2C 51. Gene Ontology annotation, molecular function: protein serine/threonine phosphatase activity; protein kinase activity; ATP binding. The record is from RefSeq and is a predicted model, not a curated record. Gene Ontology annotation, biological process: protein dephosphorylation; protein phosphorylation. Gene Ontology annotation, cellular component: cytosol; nucleus. The coding region runs from base 62 to 3298 and encodes 1078 amino acids. The transcript has 21 exons. NCBI's taxonomy places the organism in Eukaryota, Viridiplantae, Streptophyta, Magnoliopsida, Asterales, Asteraceae.
CUAUUUCUUCUAUUAAUUGCAUCUCGUCAUUGGAAUAAACUGUAAAUUACAGAUACUAACUAUGAACAGGAAGAAAUUCAUUUUGUCCGUUUUAGGGUUUGUUAUCUGCAUCGCAACACCUACCGCCGGGGAAUCAUCGACGUGCUUGGCGGUGUAUAAAGAAGGAGGUGCACCGGCGGUGUUUCAGUCACCAAAAUGCCCUCGAUGGAGCUUACCAGAACAUGAUCCUCGCCGACAAGCCACAGCUGGGAGAUGUCAAUCGGCCACACGUCAGGGCCGACGAAAGUCUUCGGAAGAUCGCACUUUCUGUACUCUUGACAUCCGCAUUCCUUUUCCAGGCCCCAAUGGCAUUAGAGAUACGUCAGUUGGCAUUGUGGCAGUUUUUGAUGGACAUAAUGGGGCAGAAGCUAGUGAUAUGGCCUCAAAGCUGUUAUUGGAGUAUUUCACACUACAUGUUUACUUUCUUCUUGAUGCCACAUUUUCUUUUUUAUCCAAGAUAUCAAAAGGAAUGUUACCAAAUAAGGAAGAACACGACUAUGCUUCUCAAAUGCUAGGUUGGGAUGAGAAAUUGGGUGAACAUGUGCUACAUAUUGGAAGGAUUAAGUUUACAUUGUCAACCAUCUUUGAUGGAGCUUUCCACUUGGAAAUUCUGAAGGAGUCUUUGUUGAAGGCGAUUGAUGAUAUUGAUGCAGCAUUCUGUAAGGAGGCAUCUAGAUACAGCUUCAACUCUGGCUCUACCGCAACAGUUAUAUUAAUGGCAGAUAGUCAAAUUCUAGCUGCCAACGUUGGAGACUCAAAGGCUUUCCUAUGCUCUGAGACGUUCCAGUCUCCUCCCGAGGCCAAAGCUACUCUAUUGAGAUUGUACAGAAAGAGAAGACGUGAUGGUGCCUCGGUACGCAUGAAAGAUUAUGGAAACUUUAAAUUGGCAGCAUCUGACGGGUUACCUCACUUUUCUGCCAAAGAACUGACUAAGGAUCACCAUCCAGACAGGGUUGAUGAAAGGUCCCGAGUAGAAUCUUCUGGAGGUUAUGUCCUUGAGUGGGGUGGCGUAUCCCGAGUUAAUGGUCAUUUGGCUGUUUCUCGUGCUAUUGGUGAUUUGCCUUUUAAAAGCUUUGGUGUUAUAUCCGUUCCUGAGGUCACAGAUUGGCAACCUCUGACAGCUAAUGAUAGUUAUUUGGUGGCUGCAUCUGAUGGCGUUCUUGAAAAGCUGAGCUCACAGGAUGUCUGUGAUUUGUUUUGGGAACUACAUACUGAUGCCCCCCUGGAAUUAGAGUACAGUUCUUCAUGUUCAUACUCGUUAGCUGAUUGCAUUGUUGAUACUGCUCUUGAUAAAGGCAGUAUGGAUAACGUGGCAGCUGUUGUAGUUCCAUUUGGACUACAAAAUCUGCCACCCAAACACUCCAGUGAAGUCAGACUGCAGAAUUACGUGGAUGAACAGUCUGAAUUGGAGAAUGCUGAUUCAGUUGACAAGUUUGGGCGGUUAUUGGUUGAAGGAAAACACGACACUUAUGGAUGUUUCUAUCUAUCUGAAAGCUUAAAUGAAAAGGAUGACUACACAUUCUGGAUUGCAAAGGAUGAUCAGGACUCGACAUAUGCCUCACCGGCCUUACCUGACAUGCUUGAUCAUAGCUAUGGUGGACCUUUACAUUUAUACCGUGACCAGAUGAUGUGCUUGCACUUUGGGAGGUCUAGUGGUGGAGAUAGAGAUCAGUGCAUUAAUCCUGAUGGCCUUGCAAGUUUUCUUGGUUUUUUAGAAUCACUCCCUGCACAUAGUGUUGAACCGAAUCAAGAAUCUUUUGAGCGCACCACUCCUAACACAAGGUAUAUACUGAAAAAAAGAUUUGAUCGUGGAUCGUAUGGAGAAGUUUGGGUGGCUUUUCAUUGGAAUUAUCUCCAUCAAAGCAGCUAUUCUAAUUGGAGAGAGAAGAACAAAACAUUCCAAUCUAAUACCACUCAUCAUGGCACCGAAGAUCAAACUUCACAAAGACGCACAGCCCAAACUGACUUCAGUUCUAGUUCUCCUGAUGCUAACUUGUUCAUUUUGAAGCGUAUAAUGGUAGAAAGGGGCAAUGCAGUUUACCUAAGCGGUCUACGAGAGAAGUAUUUUGGUGAACUAUUUCUGAAUGCCUCAGCAUAUUUGGGAGGUACAUUAUCAGUAAAGGAUUCAGGGUAUCCUUUAAAAGAAUCAUGCCCAUAUAUGUAUAAUUUGCUAAGAAGGAAUGAAUCAGCUGCUCCAGAAAUAGAGGAUCCUUGGCAACCAGAACAUAUGUUUUCGAGAAGGAAAAGACAGCCACGGGUUGCUUAUGAAGAAGGCCUCCAGCAUAUUGCAAGAUAUAUCGAGUCUCUUGAGUCUAGGUCAAAUGAGAUAUGGCUUGUAUUCCGUCAUGAAGGCAUAUCAUUAUCAAAGCUUUUGUAUACAGCAGAUGAUAUGGGAAGUAGUUCUGGCUCAACAAAUGAUGACCACAUCAAACAUGUUCGUAUAUUGCAUCCCUCAAAAUGGUGGCAUUGGUUGAAGACGACAGAAGCAGGCCAAGAGGAAAUGCAGAAUCUUAUAUGGCAGUUGUUAAUGGCACUUAAAUCCUGUCAUGACCGCAACAUCACCCACAGGGAUAUUAAACCUGAGAACAUGAUUGUUUGCUUUGAAGAUCAAGAUUCUGGAAGAUGCUUGAAAGGAAGCCCAAGCAGAAAUGAGAACUAUACUACUAAAAUGCGCAUUAUUGAUUUCGGUAGUGCAAUAGAUGAAUUUACCAUAAAGCAUUUAUAUGGAGCUGUUGGGCCUUCUAGGGAUGAACAAACUUAUGAGUACAUGCCUCCUGAAGCUUUUCUUAAUGCUACUUGGUAUCAAGGGCCAACAAGCAUAACUACAAAGUAUGAUAUGUGGAGUGUUGGCGUUGUGAUCUUAGAGUUGAUUAUAGGAUCACCAAAUGUGUUUCAGAUAAAUGCCAUAACACGGGCUCUUUUGGAUCAACACCUUGAAGGAUGGAAUGAAGGCUUGAAGACGCUUGCUUAUAAACUUAGGUCAUUCAUGGAAUUAUGCAUUUUACUCCCUGGGAGUUCCUCAAAACAUCUUCGUACUUGGGGCAGUAACGGGAAGAGCUCGGGUUCACCGGCUUCAUGGAAAUGCUCGGAGGAAUUCUUUUCGAGUCAGAUAAAGAGCAGAGAUCCUCUUAGAAUAGGGUUUCCGAAUGUAUGGGCCUUGAGAUUAGUUCGCCAACUAUUAGUUUGGGAUCCGGAGGAUCGAUUCACUGUUGACGAUGCUUUGAGGCAUCCUUAUUUUUCGCAGCGUACAACACAAUGAAAAUUUCCGUCAUAUACAAUGCUUGGCAGGACUUCUGCAAACCUUGAUCUUGAAUACAAGCGAUGUAGGAGCCCGCUCACACGUAAUUAGGAAAGCUUCACAACUCUUUCGUUAGACCGACUGAAAGCUGAUCAAGCUUCGGCACAAUGCUUCAUCCAAUUAACUGGGGAGUCGGGGUUUAAUGCGAGCCAGGAUCAUCGUUAUGAGGUGAACUUGGAGUCGCAACCUUGUAAUUUUGAUUUGUUUUAUAUGGGUUCGGUCUAUUAUGUAUUGUAGUUUGUUUGUUUGGUAGGUUCUGUAUGUAUAUAUCAUGGCUCGAGUUGUAUACGAAUUCAUAUACGGGUACGAAUGAAAUAUGUAGUAAAUUAUAAAGAAAAGAUUGCAUGUUUUCGGUCUAAA